UGGCCAAGGUGGGGAAGAAGAGAACACGCGUACGGAGAAACAAUGGCGAGUAAGGGGCGGUUUCGGCAAGAAUUUCGACUCAAGUCAUUCGGUCUGAACCACGGACAGCCUCGUGACUUUACAAGGAGUCCGUGGUUCAGCAGCCCCGUACCGUUCCUGAUCUACCGCACAGUGACAUGUCUGUACCAGGUCUGCACCUACGCGACUGCGCACUCGAUCUACGGUGUCAGCCCCAAGUCGCUGAUCUACCUGACCGAACUGGGCUACAUCAUUCUCACGGUCCACAGCAUAGUGAGCGCCGGGUUCUGCUUCAUUGACGUUUUCGGCAUCUCAUGUCGCCCGAAAUCGCCCGAAGACCGUCCGACUUUUCCCAACAAUGAUGUCACAACGGCGAGGUCUACUGAUGCCAUUCACCAAACAAGCCAGUCGCUCAAGCUUCCGUGGUACUACAAAGGGUACUGGGUCUUUUACAACGUGGUCUUUGGCAUUGGGUUGUACAUCACCAUCGCAUAUUGGGCACUACUCGCGGACGACACAGGCCCUCGCAGUAUCCUGUUCCACGCCAUGAACUGUGUCGUCAUCGUGAUUGACGUGUCCGUCAGCGCUCUGCCACUCCGUCUGUUCCAUUUCGUCUACCCGUCAGCCUUUGCGCUCGCGUAUGUGAUCUUUACGGUUAUCUACUGGGUAGCGGGUGGUACCGACGUCAACAACAAUCCUUGGAUUUAUCCAGUCCUCGAUUACGGAGGCAACCCCGCAAUGGCCGCUGGUAUCGCCGCUGGGAGCGUCUUGGUUGCGGUCCCGCUGUGUCACGUGGUCAUAUUCGGUCUCGCCGUUGCUCGCGAGAUGUUGGCAGGUCACGUGAAAAGGCGCAGCGCCAAAGUGGAUGUCCAAAUGGAACAGCGUCGUGAACAUGGACUCGCCUAA
This is a messenger RNA of Branchiostoma floridae (Florida lancelet), 924 nucleotides long. RefSeq names its product protein rolling stone-like. The transcript has 2 exons. Gene Ontology annotation, cellular component: membrane. The record is from RefSeq and is a predicted model, not a curated record. The coding region runs from base 43 to 924 and encodes 293 amino acids. Lineage: Eukaryota; Metazoa; Chordata; Leptocardii; Amphioxiformes; Branchiostomatidae.